ACGAAAAAAUUGGGUUUUGUAUGUGGACUGUGGAGUGCCGUGAUAUCUAAAGUGAGAAUAAUAUUGAAGAAAAGGUUGUGGGGAGGGGAAGGUGAAAUAUUAAAAUUAGGAUUUGAAAAUGGCCCAAAUAAAUAAGAAACAUUCCGAAGAUGAACUGGGCCAAAAAUGGGAUAGGUGUGUUACUGAUGGUAUUCUUAAAGCAGGUGGUGGAUUAGCUCUAGGAUUGCUGAGUUCUCUUCUUUUAUUCAAAGCUAAACGCUGGCCAAUCAUCUUUGGUGGUGGCAUUGGUGUUGGUCUGGCUUAUAGAAACUGUGAGCAGGAAAUCAAUGCAUCAUUAACUAAGACGUAGUCCUUCUUCAAACAAGAUAGCCAUUUUUUGUAUAAUAUUAAAAUUAUUGUUGCAAUUAAUUCAUAGAACAUUUGUUAAAUUCCUUGUGCGGCUUCAAAAUAAAUGUUAAUGCUUUAAUUUUAAGCUAAA
Homalodisca vitripennis (glassy-winged sharpshooter) is the source of this 478-nucleotide messenger RNA. RefSeq names its product MICOS complex subunit Mic10-like. The coding region runs from base 119 to 349 and encodes 76 amino acids. Gene Ontology annotation, cellular component: MICOS complex; mitochondrial inner membrane; mitochondrion. Lineage: Eukaryota; Metazoa; Arthropoda; Insecta; Hemiptera; Cicadellidae. The record is from RefSeq and is a predicted model, not a curated record. The transcript has 4 exons.